Messenger RNA from Girardinichthys multiradiatus, 3872 nucleotides. RefSeq names its product NLR family CARD domain-containing protein 3-like. The record is from RefSeq and is a predicted model, not a curated record. Lineage: Eukaryota; Metazoa; Chordata; Actinopteri; Cyprinodontiformes; Goodeidae. Gene Ontology annotation, molecular function: protein binding.
UAUAAACUGUAGAUUUUCCUUUGGUAUCAUUUAAUAACUAGAUAGCCAUAAGAUCUGCUGGAGUUGAGUGUAAUAAAGUGGGAUCAUAUGAUAGGAAAAACAUCAGAGCAUCAAGAGCCAGAGAAUCCUGAAAAGAAUAUCUAUCAACAUUUGAAGGUAGAAGGUGUGUUUGUGAGCUGAUGUGAACUGAGCAGCAUGGAUCAGUGUGAGGACAGAAAGGACAGACUCCCUCCCACUAAAGCCACUUUGUGUGAAAAACAUGAGAACCUGAGGAAACUACUGGAACCAGAACCCAGCUGUGUGUCCUUUAAGAGCAGUGGGUCAAAGGACAACCCAUUCAGCAACUUUAGAGCCCAUUUUGCUUUGAGACAAGAGAUCCGAGAAAGAUCUUACACUUCUGAGCCUGGAUGUGGUCGUGUGUCCUUCAAGAGCAACUGGUCAAAUGAUCACCCACUGGUCAACUUUAAGAGACAGCCUGCCUCUAAAUCAGAAGUGGACCAACAGAACAUCCCCAGUGGCCAGUCAACCAAUCAGUAUCAAACACAGAUGGACUCCAUAUUUAUGCUGCUGGAGGACAACAUCGUGACUUUUGUGAAGAAGGAACUACAAAAUAUCCAGAAGGUUUUGAGUUUUGAUUACCCAGAAUUUGCAAUGAGUCCGGUGGAGAGUGAGGAGAGGCUGGAGGAUGAAGAGCAGAGGAGGAGCAGCAGAGAGGCAUUUGAGAAGAUCACAUUGUAUUUCCUAAGAAGGAUGAAACAAGACAACAUGGCUGACUGUCUGCAAAGCAAACUUUUUGCUGCACUUUGUCAUCGUGAACUUAAAUCUGGUCUGAAGAAGAGGUACCAGUGUAUGUUUGAGGGGAUUGCUAAAGCAGGACGUCCAACCCUACUGAACCAGAUCUACACGGAGCUCUACAUCACAGAGGGAGGGACUGGAGAGGUCAACCGAGAACAUGAGGUCAGACAGAUUGAAACAGCUUCCAGGUCACCAGACAGGCCAGAAACAACAAUCAGACAAGAAGACAUCUUUAAACUCUCACCUGGAAGAGAUCAACCAAUCAGAACAGUGAUGACAAAGGGUGUGGCUGGCAUUGGGAAAACAGUCUUAACAAAGAAGUUUACUCUGGACUGGGCUGAAGACAAAGCUAACCAGAACAUCCAGUUCAUAUUUCCAUUCACCUUCAGAGAGCUGAAUGUGCUGAAAGAGAAAAAGUUCAGCUUGGUGGAACUUGUUCAUCACUUCUUUAAUGAAAUAAAAGGAAUUAGCAAUUUUGAACAGUUCCAGGUUCUGUUCAUCUUUGAUGGUUUGGAUGAGAGUCGACUUCCUCUGGACUUCCACAACAAGGAGAUCCUGAGUGAUGUUACAAAGUCCACCUCAGUGGAUGUUCUGCUGACAAACCUCAUCAGGGGGAAACUGCUUCCCUCUGCUCGCCUCUGGAUAACCACACGACCUGCAGCAGCCAAUCAGAUCCCUUCUGAGUGUGUUGGCAUGGUGACAGAGGUCAGAGGGUUCACUGACCCCCAGAAGGAGGAGUACUUCAGGAAGAGAUUCACAGAUGAGGAGAAGGCCAGCAGAAUCAUUUCCAACAUGAAGACAUCACGAAGCCUCCACAUCAUGUGCCACAUCCCAGUCUUCUGCUGGAUCACUGCUACAGUUCUGGAAGAUUUACUGAAAGCAAAAACUGGAAAAGAACUGCCCAAGACCUUGACUGAGAUGUACAUCCAUUUUAUAGAAGUUCAAACUAAAGUGAAGAAGGUCAAGUACGAUGGAGGAUCUGAGACAGAUCCACACUGGAGUCCUGAGAGCAGGAAGAUGAUUGAGUCUCUGGGAAAACUGGCUUUUGAUCAGCUGCAGAAUGGAAACCUGAGCUUCUAUGAAUCAGACCUGACAGAGUGUGGCAUCGAUAUCAGAGCAGCCUCAGUGUACUCAGGAGUGUUCACACAGAUAUUUAAAGAGGAGAGAGGGCUGUACCAAGACAAGAUGUUCUGCUUCGUCCAUCUUAGUGUUCAGGAGUUUCUGGCGGCUCUUCAUGUCCAUAUGUCAUUUGUCAAGCAUGGUGUUAACCUGCUGGAGGAAAAACACCCUACGCUUAAUUGGUCUACACUUUUUAAGCAUCCAAAACAACAAUAUUUACAUCAGAGUGCUGUGAACAAGGCUUUAGAGAGUCCAAAUGGUCACCUGGACUUGUUCCUGCGUUUUCUCCUGGGUCUUUCAGUGCAGACUAAUCAGAUUCUCCUACAAGGUCUGCUGACACAAACAGGAAGUAGCUCACAGGACAAUCUGAAAAUAGUUCAGUACAUCAAGGAGAAGAUCAGUGAGAAUCAGUCGGCAGAGAAAAGCAUCAAUCUGUUCCACUGUCUGAAUGAACUGAAUGAUCAUUCUUUAGUGGAAGAGAUCCAACUGAAGAGUUCAGGAAGUCUCUCCACUGGUCAACUGUCUCCAGCUCACUGGUCAGCCCUGGUCUUCAUAUUACUGUCAUCAGAAAAAGAUUUGGAUGUGUUCGACCUGAAGAAAUACUCUGCUUCUGAGGAGGCUCUUCUCAGGCUGCUGCCAGUGGUAAAAGCUUCAAACAAAGUUCUACUGGGUGACUGCAACCUGUCAGAAAGAAGCUUUGAGGCUCUAGCCUCAAUCCUCUGCUCUGAGACCUCUAACCUGAGAGAGAUGGACCUGAGUAGCAACAACAUACAGGAUUCAGGAGCAGAGCUGCUGUUGUCUGGACUGAAGAGUCCAUACUGCAAACUCUCAGUGUUCAUGUUUUUUCCAACUGCCAAUGAGUUGAGAUACAAAUUCAUAAGAACACAUUUUAAAGCUAAUCAUGUUAACUUAUUUCCUGUUAUGCUCAGGUCCUGUAACCUCUCUCUGAGAACUUGUGAAGAUCUGUCAAUUAUCAUUGGCUCCCAAUCCUGUUGUCUAAGAGAAGUUGAUCUACAUAACAACAACCUGCAGGACUCAGGGGAGAAGUCACUUGCAGCCAAACUAAACAUUUCAAAUUUUAUUCUUGAAAUUUUCAGAGAGCCUGCUGGAGUCCGAUGGUUGAAACCAGGUCUGAGGAAGUAUUCCUGUCAGCUCACAAUCGACACAAACACAGAGAACAGAAAACUCCAACUGUCUGAAGACAACAGGAAGGUGACACAUGUGGAGGAGCUUCAGGCAUAUCAUCAACAUCCAGACAGAUUCGAUGAGUGGCCUCAGCUGCUGUGUAGUGGUGGUCUGACUGGUCGCUGUUACUGGGAGGUAGAGUGGGAGGGAGGAGUUUUUAUAUCAGUAAGUUACAGAGGAAUAUGCAGGAAGGGAUGCAAUGAUGACUGUGUGCUUGGGUGGAAUGAUCAAUCCUGGAGUCUACACUGCUCUGAGGAUCGAUACUCUAUCUGUCACAAUAACAGAGGAACACCCACCUCCUCCUCCUCCGUCUCUAACAGAGUAGCAGCGUAUGUGGAUUGUCCUGCUGGCAUCCUGUCCUUCUACAGAGUUUCCUCUGACUCACUGAUCCACCUCCACACCUUCAACACCACAUUCACUGAGGCCCUCUAUGCUGGAUUUGCAGUCUGGUCUCCUGGUUCCUCGGUGUUUCUGUGUUGAAUUGAGCAGAAAGAGCAGAAAGUAAAAAAAUGGUUAUACUUGUUGUGGAAUUUUCUUAACAAUCUGUUUCUGUUUCAUGAAUGAAAAUUAAUCUUAGUCCUUUAAAGAUGAAAUCUUAGCUUGUUUUUCAGACAUUUCAGCAUGAUUGUGUUUGUGCUGAAUUGCACCCACAAGUUGAUUUAUUUUAACUUCAUAAAUGUGUCUGUUUUCUUUAUUUCCCCAAACAUUUUUAAUCCCAAAAUAUUGUAAUAUAAAUGUGAGAUUUUAAUAAAAAUAUUCAAACAAAAACCUUU